CUUGUACAUACAUAGAUGAUGGAUUCCUUUUUCCUCUGCUCUUCUUCUUCAGGAGAUUUAUAGAUCUCCAGUUCAGCCGCCAUUUCCAUCGCUCUUCCUCUGUAGUCUCCACUCUCUCGCUUUCCACUUAUCACCAUGGAGGCUUCUGCAGCUGCUUUGUCCCGCAUAGGCCUCGCCGGACUCGCCGUCAUGGGCCAAAACCUAGCCCUCAACAUCGCCGAGAAAGGCUUCCCAAUCUCCGUCUACAACCGCACCACAUCCAAAGUCGACGAAACCCUAGAUCGGGCCCGCCAAGAGGGUUCCUUGCCCCUCGUCGGUCAGUACAACCCGCGAGAUUUUGUCCUUUCCAUCCAACGGCCCAGAUCAGUCAUCAUCCUUGUUAAGGCCGGUUCUCCCGUUGACCAGACAAUCGCUGCCCUAUCUGAACACAUGGAGGCCGGCGAUUGCAUCAUUGACGGAGGUAACGAGUGGUAUGAGAACACUGAACGUAGAAUCCAACAAGUUGCCGACAAGGGCAUACUGUAUUUGGGUAUGGGUGUUUCUGGUGGCGAAGACGGUGCUCGCCAUGGGCCCUCUUUGAUGCCCGGGGGUUCUUAUCAGGCGUACUCAAAUGUGCAGGAUAUUUUGAUGAAAGUCGCUGCGCAAGUUGAGGAUGGCCCUUGUGUUGCAUAUAUUGGCGAGGGUGGCUCUGGUAAUUUCGUUAAGAUGGUCCACAACGGUAUUGAAUAUGGGGAUAUGCAGCUCAUUUCUGAGGCCUAUGACGUGUUGAAGCAUGUUGGGGGUUUGUCCAAUUCGGAGCUUGCCCAGAUUUUCGCUGAAUGGAACAGAGGGGAGCUUGAGAGUUUCCUUGUUGAAAUAACUGCUGAUAUUUUUAAAGUUAAAGACGAAUCUGGAGAUGGGGAUUUGGUGGAUAAGAUAUUGGAUAAAACAGGUAUGAAGGGUACCGGAAAAUGGACGGUGCAACAGGCGGCGGAGCUCUCCGUGGCAGCUCCAACCAUUGCUGCUUCAUUGGACUGCCGAUAUUUGAGUGGACUCAAGGAUGAGAGAGAGAAUGCUGCUAAUGUAUUGAAGGAGGCAGGAAUGAAUGACCAAGUGGGGUCUGUGAGGAGUGGGAUUGAUAAGAAGCGAUUGAUAGAUGAUGUGCGACAAGCUUUAUACGCGUCAAAAAUCUGUAGCUAUGCUCAGGGGAUGAACUUGUUGAGGGCUAAGAGUAACGAGAAGGGAUGGAAUUUGAACUUGGGGGAAUUGGCUAGAAUAUGGAAAGGUGGGUGUAUCAUACGAGCGGUGUUUUUGGAUAGGAUUAAGAAGGCAUAUCAGAGGAACCCCAACUUGGCUAGUUUGAUUGUAGACCCAGAAUUUGCAAGGGAGAUGGUGCAGAGACAGACAGCCUGGAGAAGAGUUGUGGGAUUAGCUAUAUCAGCUGGUAUCAGCACUCCAGGGAUGUGUGCUAGUCUUGCUUACUUUGAUACAUAUAGGAGAGCUAGACUUCCAGCCAACCUUGUCCAGGCUCAAAGGGAUUUGUUUGGGGCUCAUACUUAUGAGCGAAUUGACCGCCCUGGGUCCUUCCAUACCGAGUGGACAAAACUUGCUCGUAAUAGUGUUGGUGCUUUGAAUUGAGUUGUUUGCUAGUUGUUUGGCUGGGUUGACGUUGAUCAUUCACCAUUUGAGUUAAAAUUGCGAGUGUCAUGGAGGAUCUUUGGUUAGGUCAAGCAAAUAUUGUUUAGUCAAGUAGUUUUUACUUGUAAUAAGAGAAAGGCAUGCCUUUUGGCUUUAUUUACAUAUGCUUUUACUAGUUUUCCUCUGCCUUCGUAAAUUCCUUAUUGUUGAUGGUUCCCUGUCUGGUUAUAGGUUGAACCAGAGUAGCAGAAAAUUUAUGCAUCAUGUGUUUUGUGGUAAUUUGCAUCAAAAGCAAAUUGGUUAUGGUAUAGUCUUGAGUUCAAUAAAAACAAGUCUAUUUUGCAUGAAAA
Messenger RNA from Prosopis cineraria, 1967 nucleotides. RefSeq names its product 6-phosphogluconate dehydrogenase, decarboxylating 3, chloroplastic. Gene Ontology annotation, cellular component: cytosol. Gene Ontology annotation, molecular function: phosphogluconate 2-dehydrogenase activity; NADP binding; phosphogluconate dehydrogenase (decarboxylating) activity. The transcript has a single exon. Gene Ontology annotation, biological process: pentose-phosphate shunt, oxidative branch; pentose-phosphate shunt. The record is from RefSeq and is a predicted model, not a curated record. NCBI's taxonomy places the organism in Eukaryota, Viridiplantae, Streptophyta, Magnoliopsida, Fabales, Fabaceae. Bases 136 to 1617 code for a protein of 493 amino acids.